AUGUCACGACACAACGAUCUACACAAGCCUGCACGCAGGCAGAACAGCCUGCCUGAUGAGCUGCCCGUUAGGAAAGUUACCAUACAGCAGAAAACGGUUCAACCUCUGAACACUUCCGUAGCUGCGACGAAUAACUCCGACAGCUUCCGACGCUAUCCAAACGUGGUAUCCCAUGACCCUAGCGGUCGUGGUCAUCGCGGGAGACACUGGGCCAAACCAAGCAGGGGGGUGGUGGCGAACAUUGUAAAAGACAUAGACAGGGGGGUUGUUCCAAAUAAUGCGAGUGAAUAUGAUGAGAGAAAGAUGAGCGAUGAUUCAGUGAGGACUGGGACGAAUUUCUCUAAUACAUCAAGGUAUAUAUAUAUAUAUAUAUAUAUAUAUAUACCCACUAGUCUCGAAAUAAGAUUGGAUAGCUAAGUAAGGACAUUAUAAUGGGAAACAGUUUUGAGGACAAUCAUAAUCAAUAGAAUAAUGUUAGAUAACGAGGUCUAUCCAGCGUUCCAAGUAGAGAAAAAAUAUGGCCUGCCAGUCUAAAAGUUUUUGGCAGGUGAAAUAAAUUUUAGCCUGCCAUUUUUAUUCAUUGAACUGUCAAAAUGGCGAUGUCUCACAGGACUCAUAUUGUAAAAAUCAAUGUUUUCAUGGUAUGCAUUUUUAUUAUUUUUAAACUUGUCUAUUUUACUACAGUAAACUUGGAUUUACAUCUCAAAUAUAAAGUAUUUAGUCAACUAAAUGAUCUAGUAUAUAUGAGUUGUGGUAAGCAAAUGAAAUGAAAUAUCUAUAUUUCACCUGCCAUUUUUUUUUACUUUGGCAGUUCAAAUUUGUUUUUGCCUGCCAUUUCUAAAAUAUCUGGCCUGCUUUUGGCCAUCGGCAGCCCGCUAUUUCGAGCCCUGGGUCUAUUAUGUCUGCAUCGAGUUCCCUAACAUUCUUAUUCUAUCGAGUAUGGGAUACUUGAGGAUGGCCUCCAAAUGGAACUCUACAUAAUGAAAUGUUGCCAUCUGAUUGGCUGACUUCUUAUUUGAUUUUGAUCACAAUAGGUACCAAAUGAUAUCGCGUUCAAGACUGAAGAAAGAAUUAGUGAAACUUCGCCAAGAAGUUUGGAAGCCGAUAUUGGCGCCAGUAUCUCCAAUGCUGAGCACACAAAUAAGAGAAACGCCUCAGGAUAUAUGAAGAUGACAGUGGACACAACAAAAGCUGCGGGACAGACUAAGGCGAUCUCGCCCGUUGUUCCUCCCAAGCCUAAAAGAAAGAAACCAGCAAACAAAGUCGAGAAUUCUGUGACAAAAACGGGCCUCUGGGAGAAUGCCCUUCAGGAAUUGAAGGAAAAGAUAUCAGAACGAAAAGUCGAGAAAAAACCUCGAGCUGGGUUGAAGAAUGAAGACAGGACAUCAGGCAAGAUGGAAAUAGCGGUAACAACAGCCUCAGAUAUCUCGAAAGAUGAGCUAAGAACAAAACAAGCUGAAAAUGCUGUAAAGUCUGACAUGACGAGAACCACCAUUGAGGAACUCUAACAGCCCUUCAUGGGUGGAAGAGCGACAACUGUGGGAGAAAGCUGUUAAGGAACUGGAAUUAGUCAUUUCUGAUAAGGAUUUGGUCGUUGAUAACCUCAGUAAAGUCAAUCGUAAACUGAGUGAGGAUAUCGAAUAUUAUGAAGAUACCCUCAGGGAUUGGAAAGGGAGAGAUAAAGGGAUACAAGAUGAUAGCGAGAAAAUAAUAGGUGAACGUGAUAAGAAAAUACAGGAUCUUGAUAACAAGUGA
Messenger RNA from Paramuricea clavata, 1755 nucleotides. The record is from the annotation of a GenBank genome assembly. NCBI's taxonomy places the organism in Eukaryota, Metazoa, Cnidaria, Anthozoa, Malacalcyonacea, Plexauridae.